CCCCUUUUCUAAAAUCAAACCAACCUGUUGAGUGCGACAGCGCUGUGAGCAGGGUGUUGCUGUACUGUGUGGAGAAAAGUCGCUAGUUUUGGGUCAGAUAUCCACCUUCUUCGGAGACAUUUCCUCGUUUCUGUCGUUGCUAAAUACACCGUGUUAUAGGUAAACAACCUCGAGCGUGAAGAUGUCAAAGAUCAGUGCUUUGGUGUUGAUGACACUUGUGUCCCUGGUGUUUGCGGAAGAACAGAACUUGGAAGAGGAUCCAUUUACCUUUGACUACCACAGGCUGCGUGUCGGAGGCCUGAUUCUAGCUGCUGUCCUCUGUCUCAUUGGCAUCACCAUCCUGUUCAGUGGCCACUGCAGGUGCAAGUUCAACCAGAACAAGAGAAGGAGGACAGGAAGCAAUGCUCAGCAGAUGCUCUCCGACCAAGGUCGUUCCGGCGAAUGCUAGAUGUCAACCACAACACACACUGACUUCCUGAACCUGCAACCAACAGAUAAGAUGGAAGAGCAGCAGUGGGAUUUGAUACAUCCAAGGAGAGGCUUUUUUUUUAUUAUUGUUUAAGAGCAACAGAAAGUAGUCUGUGUGAACCGGCUGUGAGGUGAGAUGCUUUCUGCCAGUUAACUAUAAGCUACCGAUCAGCAGCCUGCACCUUCACACAUACACACACACACACACACACACACACACACACUUGUAUACACAAGUUGUCACUUUCAUCUCAAUCAACUGAAACAUUUUUGGUAUUUAGAAUUUGAAGAGGCUUUGCCAUGAAGA
Anarrhichthys ocellatus (wolf-eel) is the source of this 775-nucleotide messenger RNA. Its product is annotated as phospholemman-like. Gene Ontology annotation, molecular function: sodium channel regulator activity. The transcript has 8 exons. Gene Ontology annotation, biological process: regulation of sodium ion transmembrane transporter activity. Bases 182 to 448 code for a protein of 88 amino acids. The record is from RefSeq and is a predicted model, not a curated record. NCBI's taxonomy places the organism in Eukaryota, Metazoa, Chordata, Actinopteri, Perciformes, Anarhichadidae. Gene Ontology annotation, cellular component: membrane.